GCAAAAAAAAAAACAGAAAGAAACGAUAAAGAAUAUUAUUCGUCAAAUAAAACUAAUAUUAAUGAUAUUUUCUGUGUGACAUUAUAACGAAUUAAAUGAGAACAUGCUACAACCACGAACGUGCAUUGUAAAAUAGAAGAAGUAAGACUGUGGCGAUUUCUUGGCGUGCCAUAAGUUAGUGAAAAUAUAAGAAAUUCUACUCGUAUGGCUCCAUUUUCGACGCUUUGAUGAUCGAGAGAAAGUUAAUAACGAAUAUUAAGAUUCAGUGCAACAUGUGGCAUUUUUCAAAUAUCCUAGUAAUAAACUUUAUUAGAAGAAAGGAAUGGCUAGCUUGAUGGUGACUUCGUCAAGUAAGAACAGCUCACGUAGCACUUCUCCUACUAGAGGGAAUACAUCUAUAUCUCAAGCACAUCACCAACAAUCAGCUAGUUUGGAACAUACACCAAAAGCGCGUAAUGCUCCAAUCUACCAGACAGGAGAGGGUAGCACAGGCAGUGGUAGUAGCUGUGGUGGUUGUGGGAGUAGCUUCAGCAUGAAAGGUAGCAGCAGACAAAGAUCACCAGGUACUAUAAUCCGUAUGGAUGUUAUGGAUGAAUCAAAUGGCAAUCCAAUCACUGCCGAAUCAGAUGAGUUUGUGCCAAAUGUUCAACCUCCAACCGAUGAUGAAGGAGAACAAUAUCAUACCACGCAAUCGUUCCUAUCUAAUGGCUCUUCUGAAUUAAUAAGCGAUGAUGUGGACUCAAGCGCUGCACGAGUUCGACAAGCGAUCGAACAUAUUCAAAGUAAAAUAGCUAGAACACGUGAACUCAUACGUAUUGAGCAAACAACUCGUGAUGAAAAUGUUAAUGAAUAUUUGAAAUUGGCUGCAAAUGCGGAUAAACAACAAUUAACUAGAAUUAAGACAGUAUUUGAAAAGAAAAAUCAGAAAUCGGCGAAUAGUAUUUCUCAGUUACAAAAAAAGUUGGACAGUUAUCAAAAAAAAUUAAAAAAUUAUGAAAUGAAUGGUGCCCCCGCAGGUCAUAGACAACCAAGAGAAGUACUUCGUGACAUGGGACAAGGAUUAAAGAGUGUUAUGUCAAAACCAAGGGAGUUUGCACAUCUUAUUAAAAAUAAAUUUGGGAGUGCUGACAAUAUAAACACUUUAUCACAUGGCUCAACUUUUUAUGUAAACGAUACACCACAUGCAGGUAAUGGUGAUAAUGGUAGUGUUGAAGAAGAAAAGACUCAUCAUGGAUCAGCUACUUUACCUGGUGGCUGUAGUCUUGGAUCUACACAUAGUGCUGCAGCAAUGAAAUUUCCAUCAGAAGAAGGCUCAGAAUGCUCUAGUGUAACGAGCGAAAGUGGACCAGGUAGUAGAGGCCAAACACAUACUUGUCACAGUAAUAAUGCCGCAUUAAGUUUCAAAUCCAUCUUCUCGGAACUUCAAGAAAACAGAGACAGCCUUGAACGGAUGAGAGAAAAAUUAGAAGGCUUAAAGGCUUUGCAACAAGAAGUAACAUAUUUAUCACAUGGUUUACAAGAAGAACGUUUUCGAUGCGACCGUCUUGAAGAACAAAUCAAUGAUCUAACUGAACUCCAUCAGAAUGAAGUAGAAAAUUUAAAACAAACAAUUACAGAUAUGGAAGAAAAAGUACAAUAUCAAAGUGAAGAUCGUUUAAGAGACAUACAUGAAAUGUUAGAAAGUUGUCAAACAAAAAUAUGUAAAAUGGAACAUCAACAGCAGCAACAUCAACAGUAUGUUACAUUAGAAGGCCUUGACAAUAGUAAUGCAAGGGCUCUGGUCGUGAAGUUGAUAAAUGUAGUGUUAACAGUACUGCAAGUUAUUUUACUCCUUGUUGCAACAGGUGCUGGUAUUAUGAUGCCAUUCCUUAGAACCAGCUGUACUAAGCCUCAUUGUUUCAUGUGCAGGGUGCGCAUACUAACGACCACAUUCGUUGUAUUGGGUAUAGUGUUCGUGCUCAAACAAUGGCCUGAGGUGCAUGAUGUUGGAAGUCACCUCAUACGCCAUCUUAAACAAACACUCGCCGUGAAGUAGCAUUGGUGGUAUACUUAAAUUUAAUGAAUCCAGUGAUGGUGGUGCGAAAUUGAUUAUAAUAAUCAACGUUUGGAGCCAUUUACCAAUGCUGCAUUGUUGGAGCAAUAACAUCAUAUGUGCGCAAAUAUAAUUGUUUUUGUUUUUGAUGCAUAUUUGAUUUUAGAUGCAUUAUUAUUAUUGAUUUAAUUAAUAUAAAAUGCAUCUAUUUGCAGUCAUUGUCCAAUUGAUUGAUAAAAUAAUUGAUUUGCAAAUACCUGUGUAAUAGCAGGAAUUCUUUUCAGAAAGACUAUUAGAGUAAAAAGAGCAUAUCUUAAGCAUUCUUUAAAUUUAUAUUAAAAUUCGUUUCUUACAUUAUUUGUAUAUUUAAAUCUUAUCUAGAAUCAUUGGAAUGAAGUUUCAUCUUGUAUGAUGAUCCAAUUAUUAUUCUUUAUAAAAUAAAGUCCCAUUUUUCUUUGAUGGAGUACAGGAAGAGCGAUUGAAGAAAUGUAUAUCCUAAUGUAUUUGAACUGUAUUAUGAAACGAUAUUACAGUCAUGGACAUUUAACAUAAGAUGUCAAGACAUGUAUAUGAUCACUUUUCCAUGUAAUGCUACUUAACACUGACCUUUAACACUAAAUGAGGACUUAAGAAUUGAAUAAUAUAAUAAAAGAAACUGCUGUCUUCAGUGUCUGUGGUUGGUCUAAUCAUGUCAUGCUAUUUUGGGAUGGGCUUAUUCUACAUAAAAAAAUUAUUAUAUAUCAUAUAUCAAAAUUUAAUAUUGAGUCCAAAAGUAGUCAAUAGUCAUGAGUCACAGAAGUUCAUUAUUUAACAAUGGUUAUUAAGAUGAUACAAAUUAAUAUUAUAAUAGUUGAUAGUCCAUCAAUGCAAUAAUAAAAAAUUUCACUUACAAAAGUUAUUAAAAUAUUCGCUAUAUAUGAUAAUUCUUCUAAAAAAUAUUUCAAUAUAAAUCUGAUAAUAUUGAAUGUCAGAAGAGGUCCAAAUAUUUUUAUCUUAUUAUAUCAUACCAGUUAAUUAUUUUAUGUAUAAUCUAGAUUGUAGAAUAGUUAAUGACAGAUAUAUUAUGUAUAAGCAUUGUAUUUCUUUGUUAAAGAAAUAUUUACCACCACAGACACACAAAAAAAAAAACAAAUGUGAAUGUAUAUUUUAUGAGUAUAAAGAAAUGAUCCAUGACAGAUAAUCGAAAUGAGAGAAAGACUGAUGGACUAACUGGUUUACGUCACUAUUACCAUUGUGAAUAACGUAAUUAAUUCACUGCAAUUUCAUGGAAGUGUAAUUUGGGGUACAUCGGUAAACAUUACACUAUUAGAAUGAUAUAGUGAAAUGAUAAAAAUUGAUGGCAGUGUACAAGUGAUAGCUGAGUUUCAGAAUCUUUAAUACGCUAGAAAGAUUGCUGUCAAGGUACAGAAUUGCAAAAUAUGACAGAAUAUUUUGCUUGAAAGUUGCAUCAAUAUAUCACCAUUACUUAAUAGUGAGAUAAAUAUGACCUGACACUAUUUUGCUAUGCACUUUCUUCCUUUUCUCACAUAACGACAUAACAAAACUUUACAUUAUAUAGUUUGUAAAUAAAUAUUAUAAUAUUCUAUAGAGUUCCAUUCUGUAGAAGUAAAAUGGUUAAUAAGCUGUCUACAAAAGCAUUUGCUUUACAUUGUUGCUCUUAUACACUUUUUGCACAACAGAAGCUUAUAUUUUUUGUCCAUAAUUUAAAGUAAAUUUAUCCGGAUUCCUAUCACAAAUUUAUACAAAUCAAAUAAUGCUGUUACUGCUUUUAACAACGCAUAAUAUAUGUUGAAAAAACAAAUACUAAAUAAAUUCACAAUUUCGUAAUUCCUAACAGAGAUAUGUAUAAAUAAAGAAAUUAUUGACAAUA
Vespa mandarinia (Asian giant hornet) is the source of this 3902-nucleotide messenger RNA. RefSeq names its product transmembrane and coiled-coil domain 2 protein Dmtn (gene Dmtn). Gene Ontology annotation, cellular component: endomembrane system. The record is from RefSeq and is a predicted model, not a curated record. NCBI's taxonomy places the organism in Eukaryota, Metazoa, Arthropoda, Insecta, Hymenoptera, Vespidae.